This is a messenger RNA of Anthonomus grandis grandis, 4220 nucleotides long. RefSeq lists its product as uncharacterized. Gene Ontology annotation, cellular component: cytosol. Bases 256 to 4215 code for a protein of 1319 amino acids. The transcript is spliced from 8 exons. The record is from RefSeq and is a predicted model, not a curated record. Gene Ontology annotation, biological process: tRNA methylation. Lineage: Eukaryota; Metazoa; Arthropoda; Insecta; Coleoptera; Curculionidae.
ACAAGUAUCUCGUAAUUGUUCCUUUUUAAAAUUAUUUAAUAUAAUUCAGUAUUUGAUAAUAUAUUUGUUUCUCAUAAAACCUGUUCAAAAACUACCUUUACUACCGAGUUAUGUACAAGAGACACUCCCGGACUCACUUUCGAGGUUAUAUUAUGGUUUUGUUUUGAGGUUAUGUUCGUAUUUUUAUCCUUUUUUCCAAAAGUCCGUGGUUUUCUGUUGAAUUUUGACUAAAAACUGUCUUCUAUAUAUUGGAAAAUGUCAAUAAAACCAUGUUUGAAAACUGGACAUUAUUUGCAAAAUUUCCAACAGUUUUCCACGCAAUUCUCAGACAAGGAUAAUUGCUUCAACUACCUCAAAACAGUAUUCCAACAGGACCCAAAAACUAUUUCACCACUGCAGCUUGAAGAAGUAUUGCAUUCGGUCCAUUUAUGUUUCAGUACAUUAGGCAGCAUAAAAUCCAUUAAUAACUACUUAAAAAACCAUAAGAAUAUAGAAUUAUAUAGCAACAUAAUUACUGAUAAUGGAAAUAGAAUUCCUGUUAGCAAAAAAUGGUUUGGCAAGUUUUUGCUUGUAGCCUCAAUGCAGUUCCAUCCCAAUAUAUGCAGUGAACAAAUAUUACUGAAUGAAGCAAUGUUAUUGUUUAAUAUGGAAAAAUAUGAAUCAAAAUUUCUGCUGCAUUUGAUAUUAAAAUUAUGUGAUUGUAAGUUGGAUUCCAAAAUUGCUUUGCAAGUUUUCUAUUUUGUUCAAAUGGCUGCUUUAACUCCACACACGAGCAUGAAAUCUGUUAUAGAAAAUAUAUCAAAGAAAGUUUUGCCUUAUAUAGACAAAAAGCUUAAAAUAAAUUUAGAAUGUUUACCAUUAAGAGGGGUACCUACAAGCCAGUUAAGCCGCUUUAGAAAUGCCUGGAAUGAAAUUGAAAUUGUUACUCGCAUUAUUGAAAUGUUCUCAAAUAAUAUCCAUAACAGGGAGGCAGGGUUUCUUUAUCAAUUGCUGCUUAAUAUGAUGGAACAGGAGAGUUUUUGGUCAUUUGUUUGGCCUCAUUUUUCCUACAAGUUAGGUCAUAUUGACCAUGAAGGUGAAUUUUUUCAGAGCCUGUUAAAGUAUUGGAUACCAAUAUCUGUGGCAACUUUUGGAUCAAGUUUCUAUCAUCGCACUCUGACAACUAAUAUCCCGAAUGUUUUUAAGGGAUAUAUUUUAUUAGAAACUAGGAAGCAACGCAGGUAUUCUACAGUACCAUCAACUGAUUUUAAGAAAAAUGAUAUGGAGUUACUUAGAAACUUGAUAUAUGAAGAAGAAACUUAUAAAUUAGGGUUCCACGCUUUGUGCUGGUAUAAUUUUUUUUAUAAGGAAAAAGUGCCUUGUAAAGAACAACUUGAGCUGGUUUUCUUUUUCUUUGAAAGGCAAACGAGCUGCUUGGGUCCUAAGGAUUUAAAGAUUUUUGAGGAGCUGCUGCAGCAUAUUUGUGAUAUAAUUUUAAAGGACAUUGAUGAUCAUAAGAUUUUAGGGAGGUUUUUGUUAAAUAUGUUCUCUUAUGGGCAGCAUUUACUUAGAACAAAAAGAAAAGACUUGGGGGCGCAGAUAAUUAGUGCCAUCAGUAAAUUUCAGAGAUCAGAAGAGAUAUAUCAAAAAUUUAACAGCAAAUGUUUCUUAAAACUAGUAGACGAUAUAUGGAAAGAUGGACAUAAUUCUUACAUUUCUUAUCCAGUUUGUCAUUUGGCUGUUAAGGUUUUAAGUAACGUGGCUAACAACGAUCUUCUUUUAAAAAGUGUAGAGACUUUCGGUGAAGUUUUUUCAAUAAAAGCAACUGAAUCAAUUGGAAAUUAUGCCCAAUGUAUCAUAGAGUCAACCUCUAAGGAAAACGUUUCAGAGCUCAAUCAUAGAACUUUUACUGAGUUAAAGACCCUGUUUAGGGAACAAAAGUUAAACUUAAAGGCAAUUUUUAAAGCUAAUUUAUUGUUUCAAAUACUCACUCAAUCAGUGGAGAUAUGUAGUUAUGAAGAGUGGGUGAGGAAUGAAUGUUUUUUUACUAUAGCUCCUCUGCUUCAUCAAAAGUUUUACCAUCCCAUUGAUCCUGAUUCUAAUACAGCGGAAAAUUGCAUGGAAAAAGUAAUUGAAUCUCUCUAUGAUAAUAUUUGUUCUUGCCUACUUAAUAAAAAAGAUUAUAAGGCAGGCGAUAAUUUUACAAAAAUCAUGCUAAAAUUAGUGGAAAUUAUUGAAAUCUCAAACAUGCGUAAACCGACAAUGCUUAGUGAGCUAUUGUUAAAGCACUACGCCAGUUUCUACGAUAAAAUUUAUUGCAAGCAGGAUAAAGAGGAGUUUUUAAACUUUAAAAUUGGUCUUUUAAAGGGAAUAUUUCAAAAUUUAGAGGCAGCGGGGACUGUUCAAAAUUUAACGAUUCGUAGGCACCCAGAAACGCGAUUGGUAAUACAUGCUUUGUGUGCCAGCGGGGCCAGUGAUCAAAAGGUUCUCUUGACUCUUACACUCAACCAAUUACUCUCUAUACUCUCCAAUCCUGCCAGUACAGACGCCACAGUGGCUUCAACAUUGCACUCGACAGAAAUUUUAAUCUCAGACAAUCGUCUCUAUGAUCUCACUUUAACUUACAUCCCUGCGGUUAUCUCCUGCUGCAUUAAGCAUUUUGGAAAUCGUAACUGGACUGUUCGGAACGGCUGUAUUCAGCUUUUAAAGGCACUCAUUAUCCGGUUUUUAGGUGUUCCUAUUGGACCAAACGAUCGCCCUCGGUCUACCAUUGAUUUGUUCAACAUUUUUCCUGUGGUUGUUAAGGAUUUUUAUCAGGCUUUAACGGUUGUCCCUUUAAACGAUUCCGCUUUGGCUGUUUUACAGUUUUUUUCAGAAUCUCAGAUAAAAGUGGAAAUGUUUUCUACAGAACUAAAACUUUUCACUAUGGAAAGUUUUUUACGAUUAUUCGUUCGGAUUAUUAGUGAGGAUUCUGGGUAUGGUUUGUACGCUGCUAGGGCCUACGUAUCACUUUGCGCCCCACAAGAUAUCUCUUCAAUUCUUACCCAUAUAGUUGAUUUUUUUAUUGCGGGAUAUCUGCUUAUAAGGCAGAGGCAUGUAAUCAGAAAUUUUAUUUUGCUCCUGCAAGAGUUACUCGAUAAAUACAACUAUAGCAUCAGGGAUAAGCUUAGUGGGAAACCUGGUUAUGGUGAGAUUCAUAGGAAAUUAAAUGAGCUGUCAUGCUUUUUAAAAAUAGUGAACUGUGGCCAGUUUGAUCUCUUAUUAGUGAGAACUUUAUCGGUUGAAGAAAUACUGCAUAAAUUUGAAAACUCUUCAUCUGACUUAAAGUGCUUUCCAGGAACAGUUUGGCUGCAUAAUAAUGUGCCUUUCUUAAUAACGAACGUGCCUAUAGGUGGUCUUAAACGGGUGUUAAACGUAGUCUUAUCCAAAAAUAUUCCCGAAUUUGUGCAAAUUAAAGUUUUAGGCAAAUUGCUUGACAGAAUCUCUCACUCGUGUGACGAUUUUAGCUUUAUACUAGAAGAACUUAUACUGAAGGCAUUAAAUACUUCCCUUAAAGCAAGCACCUACUUACAAAUGUCUUAUUAUAAACUCAUACUUUUAAUUUUUAACCGAAGUCAAUCGGCAACAAACUUCCUCCCAAACAUCUCGAAUUUUGAGGACAGCAAUCUCCAAAACCUAAACAUUUACACACUCCUUGUAAUAAUAUUGACUUUAAACAACUUUAAAGACAACUCAAAGCACUUAAAUGUAAUCCUUAAACGUUUUGAAAGUGAAAUGACACGUGGCACAGAAGACGCUAUCGAAAGCAUCUCUGAAAUCCUAAAAUAUGUCCACCAAAGUGCCUCUUGUAUAUGUCAAAAAAGGAAAAUUUUAAAAUUAGCCCUAUUUAUUGUAGUAGAACACGGUCAUUGGCAUUUAUUGAAUCAUUUGACUAACUGUUUUAUUACAACCCCAAAUGUUGCCGUACAACAGUUAAUAAAUUUCAAAUUUUUAGUAAAAUAUUUUCAAAAUCCUGCUGAUGCUUUUCAGUUUGUUCAGGAGUUUUGUGAAGUGAAACGUAAGGAUUCAGUGAAGGUUUGUAAUAAGGGUUACUAUGUGGUGGAAGAGGAGGAAUUUGUCGAUAAAGCGUUGGUUGAUAGGUUGGUUUUUAGGUUUUUAAAAGAUUUUUGUGAGGCGACAGAUCGCUCCAAAGUCUUUUUGGAAAUUUGUUCACAGUUUGAUAAUAAACGUUUGUGAGUAAA